AUGAUUGGCCUCUGGAGGGUUGGGAGAACGAUUGGGAAGGGCAGCUCUGGACGUGUUAGAGUCGCACGGCACUCAACAACAGGCCAGUAUGCCGCUAUAAAGAUUAUCUCUAAAACCUCUUUGGCUUCACGGACGCAACUCUCAGUCGAACGAGAAAUUGUCGUCAUGAAGUUGAUCGACCAUCCGAAUAUCAUGCGGCUCUAUGACGUCUGGGAGACUUCCACCGAUCUGUAUCUUAUUCUGGAAUACGUUCAAGGCGGAGAACUCUUCGAAUAUCUCUGUAACAAAGGCCGCCUGCCUACUAGCGAAGCUCUCUCUUACUUUCAACAGAUCAUUAUUGCCGUGGAUUACUGUCACCGUUUCAACAUUGCUCACAGGGAUCUCAAGCCCGAAAACAUCCUCCUCGACCAGGACUUCAAAAUCAAAAUUGCUGACUUUGGUAUGGCCGCCUGGCAAGCCGACCCGAAGGGAGUCGAUCUUCGAACAUCUUGCGGCAGUCCUCACUACGCUUCUCCAGAAAUCUGCAACGGGGAGGCUUACAAUGGCGCAGCAGCCGACAUCUGGUCUUGUGGUGUGAUACUUUUUGCCUUACUAGCGGGAAGGCUGCCUUUCGAUGAUGACGACUGCCCCACCUUGCUCGAAAAGAUCAUUAUAGGAAAAUUUGCAAUGCCAAUCGACAUUGACGACGAUGCGAAGGACUUGUUGAGCCGCAUGCUUUCCAAAGACGCGAGCAAACGAAUCACUAUGCCUGAAAUUCUCCAGCAUCCCUUUUUCUUGUCUCAAGCACCCGCGACCUUCGGUCACGUUGCCCCAGACUUGGAUACUAUUGCGCGCCCUAUUGCCAGCCUCGAUAUGAUUGACACUGACAUAUUUGCAAACCUACGUACCCUCUGGCAUGGCACUCCCGAAGAUGACAUUGUUGAGAGCUUGAUGAACAAUGAGCGGAACUGGCAAAAAGGCAUUUAUCACAUGCUC
Messenger RNA from Laccaria bicolor S238N-H82, 975 nucleotides. RefSeq lists its product as uncharacterized. The annotation marks the transcript as partial. Gene Ontology annotation, cellular component: cytoplasm. The record is from RefSeq and is a predicted model, not a curated record. Lineage: Eukaryota; Fungi; Basidiomycota; Agaricomycetes; Agaricales; Hydnangiaceae. Gene Ontology annotation, biological process: intracellular signal transduction; protein phosphorylation. Gene Ontology annotation, molecular function: ATP binding; protein serine/threonine kinase activity. The transcript has 3 exons.